Messenger RNA from Lagopus leucura (white-tailed ptarmigan), 2161 nucleotides. It is a transcript of the gene PHKG1, whose product is annotated as phosphorylase kinase catalytic subunit gamma 1. Gene Ontology annotation, biological process: protein phosphorylation; glycogen biosynthetic process. The coding region runs from base 100 to 1266 and encodes 388 amino acids. Gene Ontology annotation, cellular component: phosphorylase kinase complex. Gene Ontology annotation, molecular function: phosphorylase kinase activity; ATP binding; calmodulin binding. Lineage: Eukaryota; Metazoa; Chordata; Aves; Galliformes; Phasianidae. The transcript has 11 exons. The record is from RefSeq and is a predicted model, not a curated record.
CGUCCCGCUCCGCUUCCGGCCCCGGGCGGGCGGAUGGCGCACGGCUGAGGCGGCGGCGCUGCGGGAGCCGAGACCUGUUCCACCUGCCAGGACCCAACCAUGACAAAGGAGGAGGACCUCCCAGACUGGAACACGUCCAAGGACUUCUAUGAAAAAUAUGAGCCGAAGGAGGUUCUGGGCCGGGGGGUGAGCAGCGUCGUCCGCCGGUGCAUCCACAAAGCCACCAGGCAGGAGUAUGCCGUGAAGAUCAUCGACAUCACAGCAGGGAACAUCUCCCCCCAGGAGGUGCAGGAGCUGCGUGAGGCCACAGCCAAGGAGAUCGACAUCCUGCGGAAGGUCUCGGGACACCCCAACGUCAUCCAGCUGAAGGACAGCUAUGAGUCCAGCACCUUCUUCUUCCUGGUGUUCGAUCUGAUGAAAAGAGGGGAGCUCUUUGAUUACCUCACUGAGAAGGUCACCUUAAGCGAGAAGGAAACCAGGAAGAUCAUGCACGCGCUGCUGGAAGUGAUUCAGUACCUGCAUUCCAUUGACAUCGUGCACCGCGACCUGAAGCCGGAGAACAUCCUCCUGGAUGAUGACAUGAACAUUAAGCUGACAGACUUUGGCUUCUCCUGCCAGCUGCGUGAGAACGAGAAGCUCAAAGAAAUCUGUGGUACACCUGGCUACCUGGCCCCCGAAAUCCUGCACUGCUCCAUGGAUGAUGAACACGAGGGCUAUGGGAAAGAAGUGGACAUGUGGAGCACCGGGGUGAUCAUGUACACACUGCUGGCUGGCUCACCUCCCUUCUGGCACCGCAAGCAGAUGCUGAUGCUGCGGAUGAUCAUGAACGGGGACUACCAGUUUGGCUCCCCAGAGUGGGAUGAUCGCUCUGACACCGUCAAGGACCUGAUCUCCAGAUUCCUGGUGGUGGACCCACAGCGGCGGUACACGGCGAGGGAGGCAUUGGCACAUCCCUUCUUCCAGCAGUAUGACGUGGAGGAGGUCCGACACUUCAGCCCCUUCCGGAAAUUCAAGGUGAUCUGUCUGACCGUGCUGGCGUCCGUCCGCAUUUACUACCAGUACCGCAUGGUGAAGGCGGUGACGCGGGAGCUGGUGGUGCGGGACCCGUACGCGCUGAAGCCCAUCCGCAAGCUGAUCGACGCCUGCGCCUUCCGCACCUACCGGCACUGGGUGAAGAAGGGCGAGGCGCAGAACAGGGCCGCGCUCUUCGAGAACACCUGCAAGGCUGUUCUGCUCGCCCUGGCGGCCGAGGAAGAGCUGUUUUGAUGGCAGCGUCGCUGCUGCUUGAGUUGGGUUUUGCUCAGAGUUAAGGUUGAAAUGGCUCCUUCCAACUCAGGAUAUGCUAUGAUAGAAAGCCACUGGAUGUGAGCAGGGAGGGGGUGCCUACUUACGCUCCAGGCCUCCCCGGGCAGCAAACUCCCACUCCUCCUCAGCUGGGAGCCUUUUUCCCUUCCAACUGCAGAACGCCUGUGCGUCGUUCCAGCUCACGUGCAGCACUGGGUGCUCCAAUCUGUCUGCGAUGCCAGAGCCAGGACCUGCAGGCUGUAAAUUGCAGUGAUCUUCAUCAGUUUCAUUAAUCACCAAGAGAAAGGAUUGAACAGAGCAAGGUGGGGAGCCUGCACAGAGGAAACAGAUGCUAUUUUCCGCUUGGUUUUAAGAAAGAACUCACCACUGUGCCUGCUUCACACCCACCUGUCGCCAAAAAGCUUUCUCAACUGGCAGCCACCAAGGAGCAGACUGGGAAAAAAAGCAACAUCGGAUUAAAGCCAUACUGCCCCCCUCCCCAGAGACCCUUCAGUCAUCCUACAACAGUGCAUGGAAAGAGGAGGAUGCGUUAGGUUGGGAGCUGUUUGAUCCGGGUUAUUGUGAAUCACAGAAUGAUUAAGGUUAGAAAAGACCUGUUAGAUCCCCAAGCCCACCCCACCAUGCCCAUUAAACACAUCCCUCAGUGCCACCUCUGCACAGUUCUGGAACAUCUCCAGGGAUGGGGACUGCACACUCCCUGGGCAAUCACCACCUCCCCCAUCGCUGAGCAGCCCCCACGAUGCCACCUGAAACCUCUUGAUCUCCCUCCAGGCUUCAGAUUUACCUCCAGUUUUUGGGUGACUUUUUUUUUCAGCUCUUCUGAUACGAAAUCCUCAAAGACAAAGCUCCAGCCAAA